GUCCGUUCUCGCUUUCGGCAUAUGUGUACUCAGGUCUGUUUGUGUGUAUAUGCCAACACACGCACACAUACAUGCGUACAAGGCCUCCAUGCAGCCACCUAAACCGCCCCACACCCAACAGUCCAACAAACACCUCACUCAACACAACACAACACAACACAACACACACACAUGGCCAGACGGCCGGAUGUCUACAUGACAGCAAUGUGGUUGGCACAUCAACAAGAGAUCUCUGUCUUUGUCUGUGGCUGGCUCUGCAGUGACUUGCAAACUGGAUGCCUGUAGGUGGGGGAGUGGCCAGAUGGGGGCAUCAAUGCGUGGCAUAGCUAGACCGUGGUCGAGUGUCUCUCUACACGAAAGGUGGGGCCACAUGCUGGCAGCUUCUUGUCCUCUCACAAGCACACAUAUGGAUUCAUUGAAAAAGACGCACGCACACACUGUGCCACACAGACAUGCACCUGUCAUGUCAUGUCACUUCAAGCAUUUGGGGCCCUCAAGGAUAGCAUACAGCCUUCCCACCCCUGUCUCUAGCGUGUGUGUGUCGAUGAUGUACUCACUCGCCCAGAAGUCAGCCAUCCUUCCUCUGCCCUUGCCUCGCUUCUCCUCUCUGCGUCUCUGCAUGACCUCUGGAGGCCAGAUACGUACAGAUGAGCCAGUGCACUGACGUCUCUGCCCGUGUGCAUUCACCUUCCCCCUUUACACCAGCACCGCCAUGGGAAUCAGAUAGAAAAAGCGAUCACCGGGCAGCGAGACGGCCAGCAGAUCAAAGUCUCCCUCAUCAUACAGCCGAUAUGUGCGACGUCCGCCCUCCUUGCCAGCGCUCUUGUGAAGGACAACAAGAUAUGAGCCGUUGGUGUGGUCGGUGCGAAUGCCGGCUAGUUUGUGCUGAAUGAGGAACUUCCUGCCAUUCCAGCACCAGACUGCGUCGACAGGCGUGUCCUCGUAGCUGAGCUGGCGUGGACGGACAUCCAUACCAGCAGCAGACAGCAAAGGGGCCCAUGCGGCAACGGAUGCCUCGCCCUUCUGAUGGCGCUCAGACCGCUGCAGCAUGAUGUUCGCCAGGGAGUUCUUGGCGAAUGAAGGGCCCUGAUAGGCCAGCAGCAGCUUGUGGGACAGAGAUGCCGGCCCAUCAAGGGCCGUCGAGCAUCGGAAUUUCGCAUGGUCCCACUUGCCAUUCUCAUAGACGGCAAGGAGACCAGACCUGCCGCAUACUUCCUUCAGCAUGGAUCCGCUGUAGCACCAGAUGCGGUAGUCCGAGAGAGCCACACAGACGACGGGGAUGCCGGCAUACUGAUCGACAUGAUGGAACUGCCAAGCACGACCGUAGUUGCUGCUCUUCUUCUUGGUGGUCUUGACUUGCACCGGCAGCCACACAUCUUCAUACACGCCAAGGGAACGCACUGCAAGGUCAGUAUGGGCCUUCUCAUACGUCCUCUGCACCUCAAACCAUCGCCUCAGCAGAUCCAUCACACACUGAACGCCCGAGUUGCUGAUGAGCCGCAGUUUCUUCUUCUCCCAUCGCUGGAGCAGAAUGUCAGCAGCAGGGCUUGAGAGGAGCCGUCGAUGCACAAGCUGCUGGAAUUGGGUGGCGAAGGGAGAGGACGCGCUGGCAGCAGAGGCAGGGGACCGGUGGGAGCCCGAUAGAUGACGAGAGGCGACAGCGAGGCCCGCCUGCAUCGAUGAAAUCACAGGAUGAGGCAGAAAUGGCGAGGAACGGCAGCAGAGAGGAAUCCUGGCGGCGGCCGCAAUGGAUCGAUGAGGCGCCAGCAGGCAUCGGCCAACGAACAGGAGGCACAUUUGCGGACGGCACUUGGCGCUCGUUACGAUUUUGGGAGGCGCAUCGGUGUACAGUACUGAGUGUACUGAGUGUGCUCUGUCAGCUGCUGUAUCUGAGAGCCGAUCGAUAUCCAUCCAUCGAUCCAUCCAUGGUUGUC
This is a messenger RNA of Vitrella brassicaformis, 1934 nucleotides long. The record is from the annotation of a GenBank genome assembly. Lineage: Eukaryota; Vitrellaceae.